AUGUAUCUCCAUCAAUAUGACUACAUCUUCGGCAUCGGCACCGUGUUUGCCAUGCUCGAUGCCUACAACAACGGUGCUAAUGAUGUGGCCAACUCUUGGGCGACCAGUGUCUCCUCGCGGUCCAUUUCGUAUCGACAGGCCAUGGUCCUCGGCACCAUCUUCGAGUUUCUAGGUGCGGUGACUGUGGGUUCCCGGACGGCAGAUACCAUCAAGAACGGCAUCAUCCCCAUUUCGGCCUUCAAGGGGAAUGCGGGUGUGCAGAUGUUGGCUUUCACCUGCGCACUAGCGGCCGCGUCCUCCUGGGUGAUGUGGUGUACUCGUCACUCGGCUCACGUCUCUUCCACAUACUCGCUCAUCUCGGCCGUUGCGGGCGUCGGCGUCGCCACUGUCGGUGCAUCGGAAGUGCAGUGGGGAUGGAACAGUGGAAAGGGUCUCGGUGCCAUCUUUGCCGGUCUGGGAAUGGCUCCAAUCAUCUCCGGUUGUUUCGCUGCCAUUAUUUUCAUGCUCAUUAAGGUCAUUGUGCACAUGCGCCGCAACCCUGUCCCAUGGGCGGUGUACAGCUCGCCAUUCUGGUUCCUCGUUGCCGCCACAAUUUGCACCCUGUCUAUUGUCUACAAGGGUUCCCCCAACUUGGGUCUGAGCAAGAAGCCCGCGUGGUACAUUGUCGCCGUGACCCUAGGCUGUGGCUUUGGAGUCUGCCUGCUUUCGAUCCUCUUUUUCGUUCCCUUCGUCCACGCCAAGGUCAUUAAGAAGGACCACACGCUCAAGUGGUGGAUGAUCUUCAUGGGCCCUCUCCUCUUCAACCGCCCUACCCCUACUGAUGCUGCAGAGACCGCCAAGGUUCCAAACUAUGCUGUCAUUCAGGAUGAUGAGGAGUAUGAGGCCUCCACUCGAUCCCAGGGCUCGGUUGAUGAUAGCAAGAAGCCCCAUGAGACUGCUCUCCCCGCGGAGGACCAGGAGAAGGCUCUUGUCAAGACUGAGACCACCCAGCUGACCUACAAGGAAAUCAUGGCUCAAUCGGAGGCCCGUCACCAUGAAAAGCUCUUGAAGGGUCGUGGCCCUCUGGGUUGGGCCAUGCGCUUCCUUCGUGACAACCCCAUCGGCUCCGGCGAGAUCUAUGAGAUCCGCAACAUCGUGGCCCUGUUCAAGCGCAUCCCGGCCAUGAUCGUCGUUGGCCUCCUUUAUGGUGCUCAUUACGAUAUCCAUACUGCCCAGAGCGGUAUCGCUGGUACUCCGGAAGGCGAGCGCAUGAAGCGUGUCUACUCGGCAGCCGAGAAGUACCCCAACGAGGUUGAGCACACCUACUCCUUCGUCCAAGUCCUCACUGCCUGUACCGCCUCUUUCGCCCACGGCGCCAACGACAUCGGAAACUCGGUCGGUCCCUGGGCCACCAUCUACUCGGCCUGGUCGACCGGCAAUGCCGCCGCCGCCAAGUCUACCGUCCCAGUCUGGCAGCUUGCUGUUCUCGCUCUGUGCAUCUCCACCGGUCUUAUCACUUACGGUUACAACAUCAUGAAGGUCAUGGGUAACAAAAUCACCUACCACUCCCCUAGCCGUGGCUCUUCCAUGGAGAUGGGCGCCGCCAUCACUGUCCUGAUCUUCUCCCAAUACUCUCUGCCGGUCUCCACGUCGAUGUGCAUUACUGGUGCCACUGUCGGCGUCGGUCUCUGCAACGGUACUCUCAAGGCGGUGAACUUCCAGCGUGUUGGCCUCCUGCUACUUGCCUGGAUCCUGACCAUCCCCAUCGCCGGUACCCUUGGUGGGUGUCUGAUGGGUCUUUUCCUCAAUGCGCCUCACUUUCUCUGA
This is a messenger RNA of Penicillium macrosclerotiorum, 1806 nucleotides long. RefSeq names its product inorganic phosphate transporter. Bases 1 to 1806 code for a protein of 601 amino acids. Lineage: Eukaryota; Fungi; Ascomycota; Eurotiomycetes; Eurotiales; Aspergillaceae. The record is from RefSeq and is a predicted model, not a curated record. Gene Ontology annotation, cellular component: membrane. Gene Ontology annotation, biological process: phosphate ion transmembrane transport. The transcript has 3 exons.